Messenger RNA from Neodiprion virginianus, 3352 nucleotides. RefSeq names its product zinc finger protein 595-like. The transcript is spliced from 2 exons. The record is from RefSeq and is a predicted model, not a curated record. NCBI's taxonomy places the organism in Eukaryota, Metazoa, Arthropoda, Insecta, Hymenoptera, Diprionidae. Bases 17 to 2947 code for a protein of 976 amino acids. Gene Ontology annotation, biological process: regulation of transcription by RNA polymerase II. Gene Ontology annotation, molecular function: RNA polymerase II cis-regulatory region sequence-specific DNA binding; DNA-binding transcription factor activity.
UACUCCUCGUUAUAUAAUGGAGACACCGGGAAACGAGCAAUAUGUCGCUUUUCCACUGUCAACGAACAUGCACGAGACGAUCAUAUCCCACGAGGAGAUAUGCGAGCCCGUCGUAGAGGACUGCGUUCUCCCGGAAGUCACCGUCACGGAGGUCGUCGACGGGACGGGCGGCACCGGGUCGGCGGAGGUCGAGGCGGCUGUCGAAAUCCUCACUGAGAACUCGGACGACGCCGAGGACGGCGACGGGUCCGCGGUAUACCCGAUAUACAUAAAGCAGGAGGAACAGCAACAGCAGUACACCUCGGGCGACGACGAGUCGAUGGCGGUCGAGGCGCUUCGCCAACUUGGUGGGAUGUAUCCUUGUUUCAACAACGACAAAAAGAUACCAUGCCCGAAUUGCGCGCACCUCUUUACUCAGGUCGAGAUGGCCAAGCAUCACUCGAGCUGCGCCUCCGUCAAGCUCUCAUGCACCACCUGCGGUGAACGGUUCGAGCGUAAGAUUGAUCUCAACAACCACAUGGUCUGUCACCAGGUCGAUCGACCCCACGCUUGCCGGAUCUGCGGCAAUCUCUUCAGGUCCAAGGCGAACCUUCAGUCGCACAUGGCACAGGUACACCAGACGGAAAGACCGCACAAGUGCAACAUAUGCAAUUCCAACUUUCAGAGGCCAUCCAGCCUUUCAAACCACAUGAAGAUACACACAUAUGUCGCUGGCCGAGCUAUUAUGCAAACUUCGUUAACCAACAACAGUGUUACUCAGGUCACCGCUGAGCCAUUCCGAAAAUGGCCCGAGAACAACAGUAACUCCGAAACGCCGGCCACCUCCGUCCCCUCUUCGUCCGUUUCGACGAUACCCAACUACGAAGUGUCCCAGGUUCACUGGUCGAUUCCGAGUUACAAUUUCAGUAACGAUCAACCAGGAGUAGCCGGUUUGACCAAUCAACAGGACAAGAUGGAUACGCUUCAGGAGUUUGCCGUAAUGCCGAGCGGAGAAGUAGCCCAGUUCGAAUACACGCAGCAAAACACCAUUACCAACCAGAUAAACCACCAGUAUAACUUAUCAAUGAAUUCCUUUAGCAGCCAGGAUGGAAGCAUGGUAAAAAUUGAGUCACUUCCGUACCACGGAGAGUCGAGGCGAAGCUAUGUGGAGGUCGAAUUGACUGAGACGACUCAGCAGCACACGUGCAGCCACUGCGGAAUGAACUUUGCCAGAGCAUCGGCGCUCGCCUUCCAUGAGAAGAUUCAUACAAGCAAAAAUUGGACUAUGCCAGUGGAGUGUGAGUACUGCGACAAGCAGUUUCAGGACAGCAGCUGUCUGGCGACGCACCAGACAACCUGUGCCAAGAAAGUGAUGAGAAAUAACACUGAACACGGGCUGCCCAGCAAGUGGGGCAAGCACGCAUGUGCCGAUUGUGGAAAAAAGUUCACAACUAAGCAGAAGAUGUUCAGGCACCAGUGGAUUCAUAGAAAGAAAACUCACUCCUGCGAGGUGUGCGGCACUCAGUUUGAGAAGCAGCAGGAACUCGACGAGCACAGACUCUCCGCUCACCCCGGUGACUCUGCCUUCACCUGCAGCGAGUGCGGCAAGAGCUUUGUAUCUAGGCAAGGGCUCUGGGAACAUGCAAGAACGCACGCUGGAAGCCCCGCUCACUUUCACUGCGACGUUUGUUCCAAGACGUUCUCAUCCAGGCAGGGAUAUCUCAUUCAUCACCGCACUCAUACCGGGGAACGACCCUAUGGGUGCAAAUUCUGUUGGAAAGCGUUCAGAGAUGGAGGAACAUUGAGAAAACAUGAACGGAUCCAUACAGGAGAGAGACCGCACGUUUGUCCACUGUGCUCAAGGGCCUUUAAUCAGAAAGUUGUGCUCAGAGAACACGUCAGAUGGGUUCAUGCUGCUGGAAAAAAUGAGACUGAGGUAACCGGACCCCCAUUCAGGUGUCCUCUGUGCGGCGCUUUGAAUCAGGAUAGGGACGAACUCUGUGCCCACAUCGUUAAACAUUCAGACCAAAUGAUAGCCCAAGCUAAAGCAAAGACGAACAACAACGCGUUGAAGUCAAAACCUGCGAAGAAGAAAUCCAAGACUCCGGCGAGUUCUGGAUCUUCAUCUUCUUCUCUGGGAAAACAGAUCGCCGGUAGCGGCCGAUCGAUAUCAAGGAUGGAACAGAACGAAGCUCUGCUUUCUAUUUCAGACGUUUCUACCAAAACCACAGACAACUUACCGCAGUUUAUGGCAGUUGGAAAAUCAAGCGACACGGUGCUCCUGAUCACAGCGGCGAAGCGAAGCGAAGCUUUGCGACUUAUUUCGGAGGUUAAACCAAAUGAUUUACAUUUGAUAUCACAAGGUAAGCAAGGUGAGAACCAUCUGCACAUACCUCAGAUUAAUCAUAGAGAAACUCUCGGACUAAAUGCCGAGGACAAACAGGGAUGCAGCGUCCGUAUGGCUUCGGCUGAACGACAAACUCCUAGUUCUACACCCAGGCAAAACGAAGGUAGCGGGAUGCACCUGAUGACCUCUUCGAAACAAGGAGAUGGCAGUGUGCAUCUAGUUUCGCCAAACAAACAAAACAAUACUUUGCAUCUGAUAUCCAAACAAAAUGAAUCUCUACCAGUACUGACUAUACCAAAUCCCCAAAAUCAUGACAAUUUUUCCAGUCAAAUCGAACAGAUAAGCAAUAUUGAUAUGCCAAUGAACAUGGUAACUCAUCAUUCAACGUCAUCCUCGACCACUCAGCAUCCAGGAGAACGAGUCAAAGCUGAGGUUGCUACUUCGGUUGAUGAAUCUUUGAUCCAAGAUGGAGGUGCGCAGUCGACUUCCUCCCACGUUCAGUACCAGCAGCAUCAUCAGCAUCGAGAAAGUGACGAUGGACAAGAAUCGGCCUGCGGUAUGUGCGGGGAAGAAUUUACAAAUAAAAACUCUUUAAUGGAACACGUGAAAAUUCACAUUUAAUUCGUGUGCUUCCGUAAUGUCCGGAAAAAAAAUUUGUGAUAUCAGGACACUACGGUUUAAUCGCAUGAUUGUUAUUACGUAUUUACAAGAAUAGUAGUACAGUUUCUCUAUUUAGUUUAGUCGCACAGUACAUUACAGAAAUUGAUGUCACGUCGAAAAUAAAUUUGUAUCUAAAAAUAUUGGAUUUGUUGAUAAUUAUUAGUGUAUCAAGAGUCAAUUUCAAUGUUUUCAGCAUUACAUUGAGAAUUUUAGAUUAAUACGAAACCCUUGCAGCAGAUGCAACUAAACGAAAUAGACAAACUGUACGAUAAUUGAAUGGCCUGAAAUAAUAUGAUUCUACUUGUAAAUCUAUGAAAAUCAUCAGAAAUUCCUGUUUUUUUAUUUCCAUAUAUUUUUCUUUUUUGC